AUGACAGCCAGUCGGAACGGGACCCUGGAAGGAAAGGACGGGGAAUUGAUCCCGCUUCGUCGUAGGGCCACAACUCGUGGUCCUCCGGAUGUCGGUGGCUUCAUUACCUUCCUCUACAACAAAGAGAAAGGAGAAUUCUGCUCGCGGACACCGACGAGCUGGGUGAAAAUUGUUGUCUUCUAUAUCAUUUUCUACAUUUUCUUGGCUGCAUUUUGGCUCGCUUGCCUAGCGGCAUUCCUUGGUUCACUCAACGACAAACACCCGUCGUUUUACGGCAAAGGAUCGAUCAUCGGUGUUCAUCCGGGUGUCGGCUAUCAACCGUGGCUAAAGGAGAACCCGGACUCAACCCUCAUCAAGUAUAAUGUUCGCGAUGCUCGCACCAGCAAGCUCUACAUCGAUCAGAUGACUACUUAUUUGGCCCGAUACAAGGACUUAAAUGAAACACGUGAAUGUGGUCCCGACGAGAGCAAUUGGCAUGCCAGUGGGGAUGAAUAUGUUCCGGCUUGCCGAUUUGAUUUGAAGCCUUUCGAGGAUGCCGGAUGCUCCGCCGAAAAUGACUAUGGCUACAAAACCGGUACUCCAUGCGUCAUUAUUACGCUCAACAGGCUGAUCGGAUGGGAACCGUUUGCGUACAGUCUGGAGAGCGUUCCGGAGGCAAUCCGAGGACGUUACCGUAACGACUCUAUCGCGAUUAACUGUGAAGGAACGAACUUGGUAGAUAAGGAACAUCUCGGUGAAGUGAAAUACAUCCCGAGUUACGGUAUCGAUGGCAAAUUUUUCCCCUACUCGGUGCUGCCCAACUACCAUCAGCCAAUCGCUAUGGUCAAGUUCGAUCAUUUGCCAAGGAAUAAGCUUGUCUUCGUCGAAUGCCGUGCCUAUGCCGCUAACAUCAAGCACGACAUCACCCAAAAACUUGGACUCAUCCAUUUCGAACUUUUCAUCCAAGAUAAGGCCGUCAAGGGACUCAAGGCCAACCAACAAUCUGGA
Messenger RNA from Mesorhabditis spiculigera, 987 nucleotides. NCBI's taxonomy places the organism in Eukaryota, Metazoa, Nematoda, Chromadorea, Rhabditida, Rhabditidae. The record is from the annotation of a GenBank genome assembly.